AUGAACAAGGCCUUCAAGGUCAAGGAAAGUUAUGGGACCGACAAAAACCAUGAAACUCCAGCUGUGAUCAACAUGUUGAAAGAGUUAGAUGCAGUAACUGUUGCUGUGUUUGAAUCCUUGUUGUCCUUCAUAGCUGGUUCGAAAUCAAAGUCAAGCAGUUGGUCAUUAGUUUCCAAGCUAGUGCAGCCCAAAAGAGUAUCUUGUGAGGGUGAGGAAACUGCAAAUACGAAUGAACUUGAGAAGGUGUAUGGUGCAUUGAAUGCCCUUAUUAUUCACAAGUCUAAGAAAUCUGAUUAUGCAAUGCAAGUUGAGAAUGUGCAAAUUUGGCUCCAGGAUUUGGAGGCAAACAUUCAAGAUAUAGAAGGACUUGAGUGCCUGUUCGGGCGCUUGAUCAAAGCCAGAGUCUCUCUUCUCAACAUUUUCAACCAUUAG
This is a messenger RNA of Prunus mume (Japanese apricot), 432 nucleotides long. Lineage: Eukaryota; Viridiplantae; Streptophyta; Magnoliopsida; Rosales; Rosaceae. The record is from RefSeq and is a predicted model, not a curated record.